CUGGAUGCGCAAGCGAGACCUGCACAUCCUGACGUCGAGCAUUUUCACGUACACGGGCGACGCUCGGUUCAACGUGAUGCACCCCGAGGGCACGGACGAGUGGAACCUGCGCAUCGAGUACGUGCAGCCGCGCGACGCCGGCAUCUACGAGUGCCAGGUCAACACCGAGCCCAAGAUCAACAUGGCCGUGCUGCUCAACGUGGAAGAACAGCCUUCCGAUAUCCUUGACAGUUCACUCGGCUCUCGGAUAACGCCCAGCAACUCCAAUAAACAAGCGGCGCAGGCCAACAUCUGGGGCCCGGAGGACGUGUUCGUGAAGAAGGGCAGCACCAUCAGCCUGACGUGCUCCAUCAACGUGCACUCGACGCCGCCGGGGUCGGUGCUGUGGUUCCACGGCGCCGCCGUCGUCGACUUCGACUCGCCGCGCGGCGGCAUCUCCCUCGAGACGGAGAAGACGGAGGCGGGCACCACGAGCAAGCUGCUCGUGACCAAGGCGCAGCUCGCCGACUCGGGCAACUACACGUGCGUGCCGUCCAACGCCAACCCGGCCAGCGUCUGGGUGCACGUCCUCAACGGAGAGCACCCAGCAGCAAUGCAGCACGGCGAGCUCGGAGGGGCAGCGACGAGGAGCGCGUCGUUGCUUCUUGCGGCAUCGUUGACGGUUCUUCAUGCGUUGGCCGCCGGCAGGUGAUGCGGCCGCCGUUAACUGGGCAGUAGCGUCCUCGUACUGCGCAUGCGCUGACAGUAGCUGGUGACGCGUUCACACACUGCGCACGCGCUAGCUGCCGACUGGUGACGUUCUCACCGGCGGCGCAUGCGCCGGUCGCCAGCUGGUGACACUUUAUUACCGCCGCACAUAUUCUGCGUGCCGACAGGUGAUGCGUCAACCGACUGCGCAUGCGUCCUGGGAGCGGAGCGUAGCAUCGCCUCUGGGAUAUUCCACUUCUGUGACGCUACACGUAUUUUACAUUCCUUUUUGGGGUUCACACCUCGUGCGAUGAGUAGAGCUUCACCCCUUUACAUUUCCAGGGUGAGGAUACACCAAAACACUGUACACAUAGUGUGCUGGUCCAUCACGAUUGGACUGUUCAACACAAAAUCAGAAACUUAAACAAAAAUAUAAUCACCAGACAUUAUUUUAAAAUUGUUUCACUUGGAAGUGUUGACUGCCAUAUAUGGCGACACCAUUACCGCAGGGAACUCCUAUGGAUUUAGAGAGACUGCUGUGGAGGGGUGACCUCUUCACUUCUCACAUAAACGUUAUGGGAAAACGUGCACCUCAAGUUGUGUCCCUAUAAUGUGGAGUGAUGAGUGUUGUUAUUUCAGUUACGAUCUAGAAUUUCAUACUUGGCAGUCAGACAUCAAAAGAGAAUCAUUAAGGCGUUGUGGUAUAUUGUUCUUGCGACUGUACGCUUGAGAAUCUGUGAUGUCGGUACCUGCGUAACGUCGUAAAGGAAGAAGACAAACCUAAAGUGCUCUCAGAGAUUUAGCAUGUUAUGUCAAGAAGCGCCAGGGCGCCCCAGUAAUUCAUAAUUCGCAUGUUGCAUCUACAAUAGUGAUUAGUUUUCUUUGGAAGUUAUUCCUUAGCUGUAAUGUCUAAGAGAGAGUAUGAUUUUGCAGAGUCUUGUUUUGUUACAAUGGGAAAAAUAGGUGAAGGCGUAUAGCAAACAACCUAGUCUGGGUCUGUUGACAGAGAGACUGAUUUGUACAACGUAAUGGCGUAAAAAUAAACGUAUUUCUCCUUGGUUUGAUGUUCAGAUAACCUUUGGUUGUACACAAGAUGUAAUUAAACUCACUGUAUUCUCUGUAAAU
This is a messenger RNA of Schistocerca serialis cubense, 1812 nucleotides long. Its product is annotated as protein sidekick-1-like. Lineage: Eukaryota; Metazoa; Arthropoda; Insecta; Orthoptera; Acrididae. Gene Ontology annotation, biological process: synapse organization. The record is from RefSeq and is a predicted model, not a curated record. The transcript is spliced from 4 exons. Gene Ontology annotation, cellular component: neuron projection membrane. Bases 5 to 691 code for a protein of 228 amino acids.